ACAAGCUCCGCUGCAAUUAUUGCAAGCAUGUGUGGCAGGGCAAUUUGUUCAAGGCGCAACAGCACUUCACGUAGCUGAAGAGGUGUGCGGCGGCAACGAUGGACGUGCUUGUGGACAUUUGGAACCACACAGAGUACGAGUUCGAUGAGCGUCAUCACCGCGGUAUCAUGGCGUACAUGAGGGAGCAUGAUAUCGCGGAUAGACGAGCCGUGGACGUCCAUCAGGGCAGUGGCAGGGGCCGCACGGGUGGGACACAGUCACGACCACAGGAGCGUGAUGAUGUGGAGGAGGUGGAGGAGUUCCUUGCCGAGGAGGCGAGGCGAGCAGAGGCCCGGGGCGGUGAGGAGGGUGGAGGGGCAGGCCCGACACCCGAUUUGUCGGGAGAGGAUGUGGUUAUGACUGCGCAAGGAAAGAAGCCGGUGCAGAGUGGAGUUGAGGGCGUGCCACAGGGGCGCAAGAGACAGCGGCAGUCAAGACUGGACGAGGUGUACGAUCCGGAUGGGCAGGCCGGAUUCAGGGACACUUUUUUGCAGUGGGCCUACGAUGCCGGUAUUCCGUUCGCUGCAUUCAGGAGGCAGUCAUGGCUUCGGCACAAGAAGCAGUUGGCCUCCAUGGCUCGCGGAGUGCGGCCAGUCUAUCCGUCCUUCAAGGACAUUGGGGGCGCUGGUAUUAAUGAGCAGCGAGGGAAGGUUGCCGCGAUGUUGAGGGAGGUCCGUAGUUCGUUUGAGUCGAUAGGGGCCACCAUUUUGUCGGACGGUAGGCAGUCGCGAGACGCUAGGCCUAUAGUCAACUUCCUCGCAGCCGCCAAGCGCGGUGCCCUCUUAUACGCCACCGUCCAGCGAGACGGUGCAGUGUCCGAGACGGCAUAUAUCGUCCUGAGGAGGUGGAAGGCCAUUUUUCGGUCUUUCCCACCGAAGGACGUGUUGGCCAUUUGCACGGACUCUGCGUCGAACUACACGUCGGCCGCAAAGCUCCUUGCGAAGGACUCUGAUCCGGACAUUCGCAGUAUCACUUGGCUCCCGUGUGCCACCCACGUGGCCAACUUGAUGUUGUCUGACAUCGGGACACGGGUUCCUUGGGUUACGGACACCAUUUUCAGGGCUCGGGCGUUGGUGCGAUUCAUUAAAUCGCACGGCGCGGCUUAUCACCUGCGUAAUGCCUUGGAGAGCAUGCUUCAUGACGACGCAUGGGACAAGAUCCCAUGGGAGUCGUUGAAGCGUAGACAGGCUCUGUGGGUUCGACAGCUCAUCCGCUGCGCCGAUUUCUGGCGCAACGUUCAGCACGCUGUCGCAGUCAUGACCCCUGUCCACCAGCUGUUGAGGAGAUUGGACAGGGGCGGCAUGAUCAUGUCCACGAUGUACUCAAGGUCACAGGAGUUGGUACGGCAGGUGGCUGCUGCUGACGUCCCUGAUGACAUGCGGGGGCCUUGYGUGGAGGSGGUGCAGAUCCGCACUAUGCAUAUGCUUGAGCYUGCRCACGYUGCGGCGCACCUGCUCAACCCCCGCAGACGCUCUMUCCGUUACUACGAGUCCGCCCGCAGGACAACUGCGGACCUCGAGGUCGUCACCGAGUGCGACUCGUUUUUGUUGGCGCAGACAGGYGGUGAUCGUGCGGGGGAUGCAUACUUGCGUGUGCGUGAGCAGAUGCGAUCCUUCCACUCCAGGGUCGGCCACCACACAGAGAGGGUGAYGAGGGACGCCGAGGCGGAGGCCUGUGUAGGGGACGAGGAGACGAGCAGGUGCGCGUCRUGGUGGGUGGAGCACGGYGCAUGCUUCCCGGACUUGCAGGAGAUCGCUGGCCCGGGGGUUGCCGAGGUUUUCGGUGCCAGAGCCGAGAUACUCCAUCCUUACGACUACGUGCCUCCACCGCUAGCAGAGCCAGUGCAGGCGUCGGAGGAGCAGACGGACACGGAGGUCGGAGAGGAUUUGCCACCUGGUGUAGAUAAGAGUGCGGAGAGACUCUACUACACAUACGGAGGAGGAGCCGAUGGAUUCCAGCCACGCUGCACAUUCAUUCGGGAGAGCGACGACGAUCCCAUCCCCGCCACCGAUAUAGGGUUGGAUGGUGGACAGCGAGACGAGGACGACGUGGACGACGACGACGACGACGACGAGUCGUUACUGCUUCGCAGAGCACGGUUGGCGCAGCAGGGAGCCGCGCGGCCCGCGCCUGCCGCCGAGGGUCUCAGGAGAUCGGCGAGGCUGCAGCAGACCCAGGCGGGAUCGACUUCAGGUGGUAGACGCGAGGCGUCGGACCACCUAGACGACAUCAGAGAUGAGGAGCAUUUGUCGAGCCAGCAUACGCCCGCCUCGGCACCUCGAGGCGACAGUCAGCAGAGGGAGCUGCGGCUGCUGCGCACGAGUGACUUUCAGGGCCUUGGACCAGGAUUUGCGGGCAACGGUGUUCGAGGGCGGGCUGAUGGGCGAGAGAGAGUGGGGGAUGAGGCCGAGUACCAUCCUGUGCAGGGUGGUGGUCCAGAGUCCGUGGAGGAGCUCCAUGCUCGGAUGGAUCGAGAGGAGGAGCAGCGGCUGCAGCAGUUGCAAAGAGAGUGGGUGGGCAGAGAUAAGUACAUGGCGGAGCAGCAGCGUGUUAGAGACUUGGACACGGGUACUGUAGUCCGUGAUGUGGGUGGGGUAGAGCAUAGCGUUCGUACAGUCCCGCACGGGUUUGGGUUUCCAGCCGACGCAGCGAUACCCGAUACCGCAGUGCCCGAGACGUCGCCCCAGGGAGAUGUGGACUCCGGGUCUGCCGUGGGAGGAGAGUUAGGUGCGUCUGAGUAUGGCGAUCCGACAGUGUCCGACAUCAUAGUUGGGUUGUGUGCGGCGGGCACAUUGCAGCCAGGCGAUCCAGCCACUCAGGAGGCAGUUCCCAUGGACGACGAUUCAGGCGAGUUGGAUGGAGGCCGCAUACCCGAUGCGGAGGGCGAUGAUGGGGCGGGUGAUGCCGACCGUCUUGCACCUGCGUACAGCACCGGUCCAGGUCGAUCGACACACGGGUCGAUUGGGGUUGACGCAUGUGGACCUGUAAAGGGCGAUGCACAUGUAGACGACGCUGGAGGCAGUACGUCGUGGGCGUUGGUGUUGCGUCAUCCUUCACCGGUCGCCGCCGAGGAUGCGUCACAUCCUGCGGAGGGUGGAGGUGGUGUUGAUGACGCGGUGGAGGGCGGUACGACAGAUGACCGUACUGACCCAGAGAGAGGGAGGAGGGGGAGAUUACACCGGGCCUACUGGAGGAGGAACCCAUCGAGGUUGUGAGGCGUAGGGAGAGAGAGAGGGAGAGAUCGGCCGCGGCAAGGACACAU
Molecule: messenger RNA, 3301 nt
Organism: Chara braunii
Lineage: Eukaryota; Viridiplantae; Streptophyta; Charophyceae; Charales; Characeae
Source: the annotation of a GenBank genome assembly